Messenger RNA from Xyrauchen texanus (razorback sucker), 3095 nucleotides. RefSeq lists its product as uncharacterized. The record is from RefSeq and is a predicted model, not a curated record. The transcript is spliced from 13 exons. The coding region runs from base 1 to 3021 and encodes 1006 amino acids. NCBI's taxonomy places the organism in Eukaryota, Metazoa, Chordata, Actinopteri, Cypriniformes, Catostomidae. Gene Ontology annotation, biological process: signal transduction.
AUGGCAGGUUUAUCAGAGGAGCGUUUGCGCGUGGUGGCGAUCAUUCACGCGCUGAAAGCAGUCGGCAUCCGCGUGAAAAACUGGAAGAACUUUCUGAUUGGAGACUCGAACUAUGAACAAACUUUAAAUCAGGACAGUGUUUCACGACGCUUUGCUUUUGGACGUAACCUUCACUUGCUCCCUCAGCAUCAACUGUCUGACAUGGGCGGUACAGUACCUCAGUUCUUGGUGGAGGCAUGUGAGUAUCUGUUACAACACCUGAAUACAGAGGGCCUAUUCAGGAAGACUGGAUCCCUGAGUCGCAUCCGUGCAUUAAGGGCAGAUCUGGAGCAGGGAAAGCCAGUCUUCGAUUCCCCUUACACAGCCCACCUGCAGCCCUGUGACGUGGCCUCCCUCAUCAAACAGUUCCUGCGUGAGCUGCCGUCUCCCCUGAUCCCUACAGACCUUCAGAACCCUCUGAUUCAAGCCCAGGGACUUGAGAUGUCACAUGACCAGGAGGGAGCAAGAAACAGAACAACUCUGCUCAUAACCGCUCUGUUUCCUUCAUCCAAUGCUCUCACACUCCGAUACCUCUGCACCUUUCUACGUCAGGCUGCAGAGAGAUGCAGUGAGAACAGAAUGGAUGUGAGCAGUCUGGCAGUCGUGAUCGUUCCUAAUCUAAUUCAGUGUUCCACCCAACCCUCCAAGCUGACAAUAGAUACUGAGAAACAUUUGGACCAGCAGGCCGCCGUCAUCAAGUCCCUCAUUCUUUAUGCAGAUCGUAUUGGUGUUGUCCCAUUAUGUGUACUGGAGGCAUCAAAAGUAACAGGGAAGACAGAGACACCUUCUCCUACAGGUGGUGCUAUUUUCAGAAAGCGGACAGAACUCAGUGCAUACAGAAGUCUUAAGCGGCAACGGCGGCGAAGUGUAGGUGAGAUAUUUUUUGAUGCUUUUUCCAAACUGAAGCCAUGUCGUACUCCCACUGGACCACUUAUAGCCUUAGAUGUCACGUCAGACUCUCCACUCUCAAAAAGCCCCACUUCUCAAUCACCAGUUACAGUCAAGCGCAAAGCCACGGGGGAGACUGUUCCUGAACUUCAAGGAUCUGCCAAGAAAAGGCCUUCUUUGCAUGAUUUAAGAGAGGACACACAGUCUUCCAUCAUCCAUCCAACAGAAGAGUCCACAAGCAGUCAUAGUCAACCGGAAGAAAAGAGUAUCAAGGAAGAUCCAAUUCCCACCACUUCCAAGAAGAGAAACCACAGGAAGUCACUUCGGCCUUCAAUACCAGAAGAAAAGGUUCAUCAGAGAAAAAGAUCUCUCAGAUUUUUCAGUGUAUCCAGUGGCAAAUACAGCAGCAAUACAUCAAUGACACCAGCAAACAAAGACCCUGAAAUCUGUUUGGAAAAUUGCAGCUUACAGUCUGACUGUAAGAGUGCAAAUUCUGCACUGGCAAAUGCUGAUGUAUCUCUAAAGAUGCCAUUUAUUCUCACUGAUGGACUAGGAGUUGUUGUUGGGAAUGAAGUGGAAGAUGACCCAGAUCUUCUUAACUGCAGUUUUGCUGAAAUCCCAAAUGACUAUUUAAACAUGGAACCUGAAGCUUCUCAAAUUCAAAGACAGGACAUUGAGGAACCCUGUGCAGAUGAAUGCUGGACCAUACUUGAAGAUGAGAACUUUGAAGAGCUACGAAAAUGUGAAGUAAUAGUCACUCAAAAUGAGAGCAAGGAGGUUAAUGUUACUAUGGGAAAGCUAUAUGAGGUAGAUAUGAAGAAGGAAGAACAGCCACUUAAAGAAUCCAUAGAAAUGAAGAAGAGCUCUAAGAACCGAUCCCGUCCUCGUAGAUCCAUAAGCUUGCCUGAGGUGAUGCUGGAGUUGUGUUGUGAUGAGGGGCCUGAACUGGAUAAAGAAGUUGGUAAAGGGCAACCUGAAAUGGAUAACAAUGUCUGGCCAAUGUUUGAAAGUUUAACUGUUUCAAAUAAGCAGGAAAAUGAAAGCGUCACCAUGGAGAAGCAGAAGGUGUGUAGCAAAGAAAUGGAAGGGCAAGAGACAAAAGGAAACAUUCAAGUGCUAAAGAACUAUAAACAAGACAAAAUGGCAGAUUCAACACUUGGUUUCAAAAGACCUCAUCAGCGUUUGUCCAUGGCUGAGCGACUUAGAGGCUUUUCUGCUUUUGCCUUGCUUCUCCGGCCAUCACGGGCAGCACCUCUGUUAAGGGAGAAACCCCAGGAAGGCCUUCAGAGGGGGACUUCACAUCUUCGACGGCAGGGUACGCCUCGAUUCGGCCGAUCAAUCAGUCAUGAAGGAGUAUCAGAGAGACCACCAGAGCACAGCCCUGAAAGAUCUCCACCAACAAAUCCAGCUUUCAUAGGAAUGUGUGUCGCUAGCCCAGAUUCAGGUGUGGAGUCUGUUGAUCAAGAACCAAUUAGUGAUUUGCAUCAUCAAGAAGUCUGCAAGAUUCAUUGGUCACAGAAUUCCCCCAAAGCUCCACCAAUAAAUCAUGAGAAUGUGGAUUUCUUCCCAGUAAGCUCUGAGAGAAAUCAUGACCAAGUGUCUAAGAUGGACAGACUUUGUAAGCAAUCAGAGCAUCUGGAUGUUGAGGGAGAUCUCCAUAAACGGUUGGAUGAGAAGUGCUUUUGUGAUCAAAAGCAAGAACAUCUGGAUUCUAGUGUUUUUCAUCCUUCUGUGGGACAUCAAAUUGUAUUACCUGAUCUUGAAUCUCCAACAUUCUUCCAACAUAUGGUGCAGUUUAAUCCCUUUGAGGACACUGGUUCAGUCGAAGACUUUAAAAUGAAUAAUGUCUCUCUGCAGACAAAAGAAAUGGAUACCUCCUCAUUGCUGGAUGCCAGUCCUCGAUUUGAGUUUCCAGCUUUUGCAUCUCUUACACUUGGCUUUUCUGAAGAUGACACAAAUAACAGCUUGCCUUGUGAUCUCUCCCCUCCAGUCUUUCAUUUCAGACAUCCGACCUUAAGGAAAUGCUACAGGGACACUCCCCACUGGCCCUCACAUGAGGUCCGCAUGUCUGCUUGGAACCCGUUGUCCCUUUAAACUUUCUAGUUCUUGAAAUUAGUUUAUUGCCUUAAUAUCACUUGGAUCAGAAUCUAGAUUGUAUAAUCAUAUGA